UUGGGACUUCCAAGAGCGGGACAGGACAAGGCCAAAAAGGUUCAGGACAGUCAAAAUAUAAAACAUUUAUGGAGUGUUUCGGAUUUAUUUACGGUGAUUCGCAAAAGACGGUAUAUUAACGGUAGAUUUACCGAAAUUAUUAUAAAUACUUGUGCACAUCGUCAGAUCAUUUCACUGAUGAGUGGAAAAAAUAGCGAUAUAAUUGUUGCUCGAAGGCGUCUUGAGCACUUUAGUAAGGCGUUAAAAUCACAGGAUCAUACAAGCAAUGAUGCUUCUGAUUCCGAAAGCUUUGCAACAAUUCGCAUUGGCGAUGUUUCAUUAAGAAUUUCGAAACCAAAAAAUCCAGAAUUAGUACCAUAUUGUGUUAAUCCUUUAUUCGAAGAUUCACAUGUACAUGGUAAAAACACUUUAAUUCGCCGUAUAAUUUUCAAUACCUCAAACAGUGAUAAAAAUAUACAAUAUUAUAUGGUCUCCAGGAUGAUGCAAAAAGAAAAACUUGGUCAAGAUAUUUUUCUUAUUGGUUCUCCAGGCCCAUUAAGAAGAAGUCUCGUUCUUAGAUAUGCUCAACUUACGGGCAGAGAAAUUGAAUACGUAGCAUUGUCUAAAGAUUGCACAGAUUCCGAUCUUAAACAACGUCGAGAGAUUUCUGGUGGAACUGCUUAUUAUGCAUGCGUACGUGCUGCUAUACAUGGGCGAAUUUUAAUAUUAGAUGGUAUUGAAAAGGCAGAAAGAAAUGUACUUCCAAUUUUAAAUAAUUUAUUGGAAAAUAGAGAAAUGUUACUUGAAGAUGGUAGAUUUUUAGUACAUUCAAAGCGUUACGCCUCUCUUAUCGAAUCAAAUUCAAAAGUCAGUAUGGAUGGUUUAAAAUUAGUUAAGGUAUCUGAACGUUUUAUUGUGAUGGCAUUGGGUUUGCCAGUUCCUCCAUAUAUUGGUCAUCCUUUAGAUCCCCCGCUUAGGUCUCGUUUUCAAUGUAGAGACGUUAAGCAACCUGAAUUUGAUUCUCAAAUAAAACAUUUACGUAAAUUAGCUCCAAAUGCUACUUCAGAAAUAGUGGAACGAUUAGUAUCUGUAGCUAAUGUUCUUGGAAAUAUGCAGUAUGACAAUAACGGUGGAAUCUCUAUUCCUGAAUUCCCAGUUUCAGUUGAUACGAGUGUAUUAGUGUUGCAAAAAUUUCCGGAUAUUAGACCGCGCUUUUUAAUCGAUUUGUUAUACCCAUGGCCAUUAUUUCACAGUAAUGCUGGACAAAACAAUGUCAUCGCAGCAACUUAUCACCGCUUUGGAAUGCUUGGAUUGGAUUUUGAAAAAACUUCUGCAAAUGACAUUAAACAAGACGAAACUAUUUUUCAAUGUAUGCCAGGAUACAAUAUUAAAAAUAUCCAACUAUCAAACGAUAUAGAAAAAACUGUUGGCAAUGAACUUCCUAUAUAUAAGUUUGAGCUGGAUUUCCAGCACAUGGACUAUAAUAAAAUUCACCGUAUUAACGUUUUUGGCGGCUCCGAUGAACUCUUGGCUGAUUUCUUUGUAGAGACAAAAUAUCACCAAAAUAUUUUUAAUGCAAUGUUGAUUGCACAUUCAGUUGGUGAUUUUUGUCUUAUUGGUGAAAAAGGAGUUGGAAAGAGUGCAUUGAUGAGACAUUUUGCAGCAAAGCUUGGCUACAACAUUGAAUAUAUUCCCUUAUAUAAAGAUAUGUCUUCCCGUGAUCUCCUCCAACGUCGUAGUACUACUUUCGCCGGUGAUACUGUAUGGGAAAAUUCACCUUUGGUGCGGGCCUCGAUUUCUGGACACCUUGCUGUUCUAGAUGGAAUUGAUACACUUUCUGGAGGAACACUUAUGGUGUUGGAGAGGCUAGUUAAAGAACGUGAACUUUCUCUCCCUGAUGGAAAGCAGUUGAUUCAUCCUGCUAGAUAUGAAAGGCUGAUUCAUAAACAUGGAUUGACUCAUGAGUCGUUGGAAAAAAAAGGGAUAUUUGCAAUACAUCCAGCUUUUCGAAUUGUGGCCUUGGGUCGUCCUGGCUCUUGGCUCACUCCAGAAAUUGUUGCAAUGUUCCAAUUUAUUGUUAUUUUUCCAUUAGAUUAUUUGGAAGAGACCCAAAUUCUUGAAACAUUGUCUCCAGGAAUAGACGCCAAAAAACUUUCACUCCUUUUGCACUUCGUCAAUCGUCUCCGUCAAGAUACUGGAGAAACGGUGAAAACUUUAUCCGAUGCACUUUCUACACG
This is a messenger RNA of Racocetra persica, 2216 nucleotides long. The record is from the annotation of a GenBank genome assembly. Lineage: Eukaryota; Fungi; Glomeromycota; Glomeromycetes; Diversisporales; Gigasporaceae.